Messenger RNA from Priceomyces carsonii, 996 nucleotides. It is a transcript of the gene STP4, whose product is annotated as Stp4p. Gene Ontology annotation, cellular component: nucleus. The record is from RefSeq and is a predicted model, not a curated record. The coding region runs from base 1 to 996 and encodes 331 amino acids. NCBI's taxonomy places the organism in Eukaryota, Fungi, Ascomycota, Pichiomycetes, Serinales, Debaryomycetaceae. The transcript has a single exon. Gene Ontology annotation, molecular function: RNA polymerase II cis-regulatory region sequence-specific DNA binding; DNA-binding transcription factor activity, RNA polymerase II-specific. Gene Ontology annotation, biological process: regulation of transcription by RNA polymerase II.
AUGGGAUCUUCAUAUAUGUUGCCAUAUUCCAGUACUCCUGGUGAAGGGGCACAUUGCAAACUUCCAUCAAUUCAUUCACUUCCAUUGGAUAUACCUGGCUACAACAGGGUGUUACCACCAUUGUACCCAAGUACUCUUCCACCUCCUCAAUCAUAUCUGCCAAUGUCUAAUGUGGGCAGUGGUGCCUACUUGGCUCCGUCACCAUUGGGGAGCAUGCAGCAGCCUACGAGAGGACUUAAUAUGGUGCCAGUCAAGGGUUCUUACACAUCCGACACAUCUAAAAUGGUAGCCAAUCAUUUAAUUAGCCCAGUAUCAUCUCCAGAGGCUAGAAAUGAAUCCGUAGCUACACUUAGUUCUCUGAACACUGAACAGAAUCCAAAUGGCAGCAGAUCAAGGUCGUCGUCUGAUCCCUUACGGGUGAAUAUAGUUUCUGAUGAAAUUCAACCUGCAAGAGAUGAUUCUAAGCUGCCAAGUGAUGACGAAUCAAAGUCAAAUAGCACCAACAUUAACGGUGAUAAUGAGGUUAAGAAGUCCAGUUGGAAGCCUCGCAAAAAGAAGCAAUGUCCAGAAUGCAAGCAGUAUUUUUCAAAUUUGGCCACUCACAAAUCUACUCACUUGAAGCCCACUUCAAGGCCACACAUUUGCAGAUAUUGCAAUAGAGGGUUUGCUAGGCCGAAUGACCUCUUGAGGCACAUAAAGUGUCACUGGAAAGAAAUAGGUUCUGACAAGGGACAGUUCAAAUGCCCUUUCAAAAAUCAUUCUACAGGUGAUCACUGUUGUCACAAUUCUGGGAUCUUCAGCAGAUGUGAUACUUUUAAAAAUCAUUUAAGAGCCAUCCAUUUUCAAUACCCGAAUGGUACGAAGAAAGAUCAAAGAAACAAGGUUAGUGGAAACUGUAGAAUGUGUCACCAACACUUCCAGAACGUUGACGAAUGGCUCAAUGAGCAUAUAGAAAAGAACAAAUGUCCUUAUGGAAACGAUAUUAAAAAAGAAUAG